Molecule: messenger RNA, 7993 nt
Organism: Colletes gigas
Lineage: Eukaryota; Metazoa; Arthropoda; Insecta; Hymenoptera; Colletidae
Exons: 11
Coding region: 953-3325 (790 amino acids)
Source: RefSeq, a predicted model, not a curated record
UUAUAUGCUUGCCUGCUAGAUGGCUAUAGUACUUGGCGGUCCAUAACCUGAACGAUCCCACUUAAUGCCCCAUCAAUUCCAGCAUCGUUGUUAUAUUUAUCCCUUUUGCCUCGUUAAAUGUACAUUUUUUCUUAAACUAGUGCAAUUCUUUCGAAUCGCUUUAUCGCAGUACAAUUAACAACUUUCGUUUCGUGCUCGUAAUCCUCUAUCGAUUAUCAAAAUAUAGCAGUUGAGAAUUUCAAGAUUUUCAAGGCGUGUUUAUGCACAAUCACAUAGUGUGUAUCACACUGACGUGCAUCCGCGAGAAGUAGGCACAAUUUAUAUAUGUAUCUGUACACUUGAUGCACAAGCCGAAUCAUAAUUACACAGCCCAUUAUAUUAAACAAUAUAAAAAUCGUUCGAUGCUAGUUUUGUGUGCACUUUCGAAACCGAUGCUUUUAUUUCACGAAACGUUUCCGUGAAUUCUUUGUCAAGAUUCGUCAAGAUUCAAUUUGUAUACUGUUUGAUAAUCAUCAAGAGAUAAAAUACAAACAACGAAGGUACAUGCAAAAUGUUUACCAUUGCUCGAAAUCAGUGGAUCGAUAUCAAACAACUAUGCUGUGUUAAAUGUUAUGCAUCGGUCUUGUAAAUUUCCAAAGAAACAUAUUUGGCAAUUUAUUUGUUCAAAAUGUAAUACAAGAGCAGAGAAUCUGCACAAGAGAGGGAGAGAGCAAAAAAGGAAAAGUGUUACAAGAAUGUUUUGCGCACGAUAUCAGGGAAUAAAGCUAUAAAUCGUUUUAGUUGCUUUGUCUCUUUACAACCCCGGAUACAUAUUACUUUUGCAGAAAUUAUUUUUUACGCACCGAGGUACAACAGAGCGAGUACUUUGCUAAAAUAUGAAAGACUGAAUAUAUAUAAAAUCUUCUUAAGAAUGACUUGAUCGCUAGGAUACAUACAAAACACAUUUCGUAACAUGAUACGUCCUUUUCUCGAGGAAGAUGCCUGGUGUUACUGGGUUGUAUCCGUCGGAGCUUUAUUGUCCUUUCUUGGUUUCAUCUUUGCUUGUAUCUGCAGCUGUCGUCGAAACGAGAACAAGAAUGAAUUUCUUGGGCUCGCCGGUAUGGUAACGCUGAACAAUACCGAAAAUGAGGGCUUUGACGGGAUCCCGACCACAAAUAUUUCUCGUAUAGCGGCGCAAGAUGCUAUCGACAAUGCAAAAAGGACAACUGGCGCGAAUAGAAGUCUCCCGGAUAUCCCAAAAGACAAAGACAAGAGACUCGAAGACCCGGGUGAAUCAGUAUCUCAAGAUAUUUACGAAGCUACGGAAGCGAUCGGCGACCAAUCGGAACUCUAUGCUACGGUACAGGACACAGGUGUGGAAGAAGAGGUAUCGGAACAGGAAAUGCAACAAGUUUCGCAACAAAAUGCUUCGACUCGAGAAACCUCUGUUCAUCCGUAUUCAAGAUUUCUGUCCCCCAACUCUGAUAAUGUCGAACAUCCGUACGCUCAACUUCAAAACGUUCAAAAGGCCGAGGCUAGUCAGUUGAAUAGAAAUAAUAUUAAACCAGUGACUGAUACCGAGAAACCAUCUACCUCGACGAGUCCAGCUGCCGGAAAUCCGGUUGCUCCACCAAGAACUCGUCGAUCGUCCUCCCACAAUUCCCUUCUCUCCACCGACAUUGCUCCGUGCGAUAUUCAAGCAGCCAAUGCUAUAUCGGGCGGAAUACAAGCUAAUCAGGAAUUACCGUAUAUAACGCCCCCGCUUUUGAUGCUAUUGCCCCAGCCGCCCCAACCUCAAUCCAAUAGCCCUCAACAACACUUUAGCGGCGACUCCCAAGACUCGAAAGGGUACACUAGUAUAAGCGUAAGAGAGCCUCUGGCCAAUAUAAUCGCGCAAACAAAGACGUCGAUCGGUCGACAGAAUCAGUCCGUCCGACCCCUCACGGACCCCCAUUAUGCGACCGUCUCGGAUGACUCUGACGAAAUGUAUGCCGCGAUCGACGAACAAGAUAAAAUCUAUACCAGCGGUAGCGAGACGUACGCUCAAAUACAACCGACGAUGACGGAGGUUCAACGAGCCGUACAAACCGAGCAAACGUUAUAUUCGCGAGCUCCGUCCCGUUCAGACGAAGUUCAUCCUGCUCCACAGCCUCCGAGCGUCGACAGUUUACGGCACGUGGCGCACGCUCAUUCGAGACAAGCUUCGUCCUCGAGUGCCAACAGUUCCAUCAUGAACCCUGGCUCACCGAAACCGGAGAAACGCCAAGCUAAUUCACCAUUGCCGCCGCCACCGGAAAUCACGACCGAGAUGUAUGCGUCGAUCGAGAAGAGGACGAAACCCGAGGAUCGAUCCAAGCCGAUUUUGUCCAAUGGAAAAUCGUUGGAGGACAUGUACGCUAAAGUGAUGAAGAAAAAGAAAGACGCGGAAGAGCAAAGCGACGCGCAGUCGAGCCUGCAUCUCGCCGAAAUUGUCGCCGUUUCGAGCAGGAAGCUGAGCCUCGUCGAGAUAAACAGAACUUCAUGGUCUAGUCAUGAUUCUACAGAGAUACAAAAGAAGGAGCUCGACUCUACGCAUUACUCCGCAUCGAACAGUUCUAUAGGGAACCUUGACCUGGAAAUGGACGUUACAAAAUUAGCCAGAAUCGUAUGCGACGACGUGGACGCGGAUAUGGACGCGAAUACGAGUCCCGAUGCGUCGAAAAACUCGGGGUUCGAUCAUGGUUACGAGGCCGUUAGUUCCGAAAUUGCCAAGAAGAACAUGAUGAUCCGCGCGUCUUGCAACCCGAACUACGAAGUUUUGCGACCGCAACGGCUUAUCGCGGAGGAGGCGGAUUACAGGUCGAACAACGUCGUCUCUGCCUCGGUGCCUGCUCGAAACAGCACCGAUUUAACAACAACGUAUUCGAUGAUACCGCUGAAACAUAGGCAGACGAGCAACGCCAGUAGCGAAGACCCUGGCUACGAGAAAGUGAGAUUAAGAAGAAGGAUUGACACAGAUCUAGAUACGGAUUCCGAGCCAAACUACGAGAGUAUGCCGCACGAUUCAGGAGAGCCUAAUUACGCGUCGGUUUCUCGUCCCGGUGAUAGCGACACUGAUCCUAAUUACGAAUCCGUGAAUCACGGAGAUCCAAAUUACGAGAGCGUGAAAUACAUGAGCGUCGCACGACCCGAGGAACCACCGUACGAGCAAGUGAAUACCUUCAAAUCCGAACCGUGCUGCGUAGACGGAUACGAGAAGGUGAAGAAACACUUGUUCAAUGCAGAUUACGAAAGGAUACCGUUGCAACGUACUACGGAACCGAUCGGCAACGGGGACACAGACGAUGAGCAAUACGUGCAAGUGUAACCGUGUGCGCCGACGACGCUACAUUUUCAUUUACUUUACCGGUUUACAACGACAAUUACCGAAAUUACACGCUUCAACGUACAACUAUUCGUUCGGUUCUUCGUACAUAGUUUAAUGCGCGACACAAAUAUCGUAUUUUUGUUAUUGCUUACUGUUAUUAUCGCAUGAACGCUUUGCUCGUCAUUAAUACGCACGCAACGCGACGUGAUCCAAGGGGUCUUUUCGUUUUAAAAGUUUCAAAAAAUUAGUUAUAGUAGUAGUAGUAAUAGUACCAAGCAUCUUGGAUUAUUUUAUACAAAUCGUUUUUAAAUUUAAUAUUAUAAGUAUAUACAUAUACAUAUACAUAGGGUUGGGUCUGGUGAGUGUGCCGGCCAACAAUAAAUACCUAAUUAUCUAACAUAUAUUUUCGAGUAGAAGGAAUUAAAUGUUUGUCCACACAGUGUAGUACAAUAUUUCGAUCACAAAGUAUCACAAUAUUCUUUAUAAAUAAGAAUUUGUCAACUUUUCCAGGCACUUUAUACUUUUAGAAAAUGCGAUCACAAAAAAUUCAAUUUUUUGGAACAUUGAAUGUGAGAAGACCCUUUAAAUACGACGAAAACAAACUACGCUUUUGAACAAAUUCAGAAUGGUUUGCGCUUUUGCGAUUAUUCUUAUUUGAAACAAUAUGCUUUCCGCCUUUUUGCAAGCGUAUAAUAUUUAAAGUUACCAGUUUGUUAAUAAAAUUUUCUACUUUUCGUAAUACCGUGCGAUCGUGUUCUUUUAUUCGCAUACUCGGUGUUGAUUAUUUCAUUGUCGGACUGGACGAUGCACAGCACAUGAUUUCGUUUCUUGAAUAAUGCCAUUCUAAUCUAUUUCUCGAUAGACAUUAAAAAUCUACUGAUUGUAGGCGUACUGCGACCAAGUUUCUUACGUUAAAUGUUCUUGCGAAUGACGAUUCUUUCUAACAGCAAGGGGACUCUACAGUUGUUCCACCGAAAAUUUCCAUGAUAUUUUUAGUGGUCGAUCUAGGAGCUUGAGCUCUAGAUAACAUUCGCUAUAUAAAUUAAUAAAACUGAUAUUUGUAUAUUGACAUUGUUGCGAAAAUUGUUGGCAAUAGGCAACAGUGUUUGUGUGCAACGUGAGGCCAUUAAAGUAUUAACAAAUAAAAAGUAUGUAGGAUAGUUGUAUUUUUCCCUUGAAACUAAGAAACUUUUGUCUUUCGACCCACAGAUUGAGAAGCACCGUUCCAAAGGAUGUCAUUAGUCGAUCUUUAAAACGUUCGGUGGGACAACUAUAGUUUGGGAGAAUAAAUAUUUACACGCAUCCUAUCUAUUACAAAUUGCCAAAGAAAGAGGAGAACGAAGGAAAAACAGAAACAGAAACGAAAUCAAAAUAAAAUAAAGUUACUUGUAUCAUUCAAGUUGAUAUUACCUCGCACAUCAUCGAAUAAAUAAUCCAUUCUUACUUUUCUUUUUUUUUUUAAAUAAACUCGUUAAUUUUGCAUCGUAAUGUCUGUAGAAAAGUCUAGUUUCGCACAAUUGUCGAUACUAUUCCGUUUAGCAAAGAAAACUAUGGAUAGUCGUUUAGCAUUCGCAUGGCACAGAUACGAUACGAUAAUAACGUACAAACAAAUGUUUAUUUAUUCGAAUCAAUGUAAUUAUUAUUUUUCAUUCUCUCUCUCUCUCUCGCGCGCGCGCGCUCGAAUAAUCUUCGUUGCACAUAGAUUCGCAAGUCGUGUAUAUAUACAUAUGUAUAUCUAAGGUUCACUUUUAUGUACAGUAACUUGAAAUUAUACAAACAUAUUUGUACAUGUAUAAAGAAAUGUCUGCGUUUCGACACGCGUAAUUUCCGAAACUUACCGGUCAUGUGGUAUGGUUACGUACACAUACAAGUUAGACGUGUGCAUCCAUUUUUGAGCGUAAUGCAUUCUUACUUAAUAACAUCGAAUUAAAAGAAAACCAUGGCAAUUUUGCAACGAAAUGUGCUUACUAUAACCGCAAACGAUUUGUAUUCUUUUAUACCCCAUCAUGAAAUAGACCGUUUUUAUAUACAAUAAAAGAUAGCUUUGAAAGGAAGCACUGCCUUGUUAGGUUUUUGAUAGCAUUUCGAGUGCAUAUCAAUUUAGAACACCCCCCUUUAUUUCAGUUUCCUACGGUGUCUCGAUGCAACGAGAUAACGCAGAUACGAAAACAUCGUGUUAUUGUGGUCGGAUCGAUACUGAAAACAGAACGAAUACAACACACAUUGCAGGCAAUUUGCUUCAUUUGUUUUUUUCGUUUUUCUAUAAUUUCUCUUCAGAAAAUAAAGAAUCGAAACGCUUUACGACAUGUAAAACAUUUUGCUCUUUCUCGGUUCGUUCGUCUCUAAUUUGUCUUAACCACAAACGAUGCUCUAUAGUCUUUUACAUAAAAGACUCGAAUAUAAAAUCGAAGAAUUUUUUUCUUUAGGUAUUACAAAACGCCUACCAUUAGUUUGUAUUUUAGGAAAAAUUAGAACCAAUAUUUUAAUUUAACUUUCAUUUUCGUAAUUAGAGUCAUAACAGGGUCUAGAACUGAUUACUUGGACGAAGAAUACACAUAUCUGCCGUCAGAUUUUUUUGGAAAAACGAGAAACUGCGUUUAAAUUUGUUUGUUUACUCGUUACCAUUCGACAACAAAGAGGUAAAGGUUAUGCACGCUUCAUUUACAUACUCGAUUCGUUUCCACUAUUCUACGUAAAAGUGUACGAUCGUUGUUGUUAAUCGCGUUCUUAUCACAUAUGGUAAUUCGUAAAAAAAAAUUUAAUGAUUUCGGAAGAGGAAGGAUCGAAGAUCUGGGGAGAAGGAAGAGCAAAAUCGUUCAAGACGCUUCGAAGAGGCAAGUUUCUUGGUUAGCGAUUCUCUUUGAAUCCUGGCACCUUAAACGCAAGAUAGUUCGUUUUUUUCACAAGUCAGUCUCAUCGUUGAAACUCGCUAGAAUCGAUUGAUUGGUAUCGUUCUAGGAAGAUAAGUAUUUUCAAAAACGACACACGCUUGUUCGAUAAUUUGAGAAACGUUAAGGUUAGGUUUAAAAGCAGCCUUUGGCUGUACACUUGGUCUUUAUACGAUUAGGCAAUCAUUUGUAACGACGUGUAUGUAGGUACGUAAGUACACGUUCUCCUAGUAUGCGGUAACAAAGAUGUUAAAAACACACACACACGCACAUAGGGAAGUCACAUGUUCGUAUUUCGUUGAGAAAUUUGCGUAUUGCUUUCUACUCUACAUAAUCCUAAUUCUCCUUCAACCGGAGGUGUAUUUUACGGCUUUUAGCCGGUUCUUUCUCGAGGUAUGGUUUUUUUGUCUGCGCGUCUCGAUCGGAUCGGAAGUAUUUCUACAAAUACUUGAAACCAGUAAAUGGUGAAAACCUGAUCCAAAAUAUUGUAUCGGAUUAAAAAUAUGAAACUUAAACUAUCACGUACAGCGUGCUCGAUAACAAAUGCAUACCCACGCUAUUACGAUGGAUAACACGUUUAUUGUAACGUAGUGUGCGAUCUAAAGGGAAUCACUUUGCCAAUCUUUUUAAUUGCUCAAAAUGCUCGAUUUGAAACUCAUGUAUUCUUGACAGGGAUGGACACGUUUAAACGAUUUUAUAAUGAAAUUUAUGAAUUUAUUUCGGUUCUUCGUAACAGUUAUAGAAAAUAAAGGUUCCGUUGAAUCGUUUGGUACUACAAAUUAGUACUCGUCGGUCAAGUACUUUUUUAAAUAUAUUUUGCCCAUCCCUGAUUCUCGAUUGUAUCGAAUAACCGGAACUAGAACCGCAAUCACAUGCAUAUCGCCUAUUGAAUGUCAUAAAUACACGCUACGAAGAUUUGUUCAAAUUGCUACACCACGCUACUACGUCGAUCAAUUCUGAAUUACACGUUUCCGUACAAGUACAGUUAUCCGUUUGGUGCGGUAAAACCUGAAAUAUACAAUUUUGUGCGAUGCUUUAGCUAUUCAUUGGAAAACGCAGUUUUUAAACGUUCUACAAAGUGUGCCGUGUGUGUCAUUUUUCGAUUAUUUUUUAUCGAAUUAACGUUAACUACGACACAAAAGUGUAAUCACGCUGUACGUUUUGUAUGAGCGUCCAACUACACUUUGCGACUGUUCACCCUUUCUUUUUACAGACGUACCGGAAACGUGAUCCUAUUUUGAAAUCGUUCAAACAUCACCGUACUAAUACCUACACAAAUUUGCUUGUCUCGCACAAACGAUAUUCGUGUUGUCUUAUUCCUUAUUUUCUUUCUUUCGACUAGGUGCACGACACUAGUAUUUUUAAAUUUAUAUUCGGAAGGUAAUUUCAUGUAACUCGACGCACUCGUUGACGCGAUUACAAUUUUAAAUGGCAGCAUUUACGGUCUAAGCAUACACAUUCGCACGAGUAUUAUACCGGUGUAUUCACAAACAACGUGCGUAAUUAAAAUAUCUGUCUACAAAUGAUCGUCAAUUUGUUUAAAUAGAAAUUAUGUUCGAUGAAUGGCGACAGAGGGGUUGGAAUUCAGUGUUGGUAGACGGGCUGGGUUUUCGGCACAUGCGCGACACACAUAUGUAGCCAACGUUAUGGCCGCCAAUAUUUUGGCGGUUCCCAACCCAACAAGUAGAUCGAAUAAAAUUAGUUUUUAAAUGUAUUCUCUAUAAUUUCUGUCAAAUACAAUUAUUCUUUCGAGUUACAUAAAACUGACGUUUCGUCUAAA